Messenger RNA from Pediculus humanus corporis (human body louse), 3243 nucleotides. Its product is annotated as zinc finger protein, putative. The record is from RefSeq and is a predicted model, not a curated record. Gene Ontology annotation, cellular component: nucleus. Gene Ontology annotation, biological process: regulation of transcription by RNA polymerase II; epidermal cell differentiation. Gene Ontology annotation, molecular function: DNA-binding transcription factor activity, RNA polymerase II-specific; RNA polymerase II cis-regulatory region sequence-specific DNA binding. Lineage: Eukaryota; Metazoa; Arthropoda; Insecta; Psocodea; Pediculidae. Bases 1 to 3243 code for a protein of 1080 amino acids. The transcript is spliced from 13 exons.
AUGACCGGAGAGUUUUUAAAAAUAAAUACUCUAUUUAUAAGUUCGAUACUCGGAGGUGAUAUUCCAUACGGUAGCCGAGGUCACGUAUUGACAAGAGCAGAAAGAAAAGAAUAUUUACCCCAUCCGCCGGUGGAUUCUAAUAAAAAAGAUUUUUCCAAUUCGAAUCAUGUCGACUCGACGGGGAGAGAAGUCAACGUUGACGUUGUCAAAAAUGAAAAAGAAGAAGAAGAAGAAGAAGAGGGCGACGACGACGUCAACGACAAGGACGACAAGGAGGAGGAGGAGGACAAGGAAGAAAAUGACGGCGUACCAAAGAUGACACCGGCUCUACGGUGCCAGCAGGUGUCUGUGAUUCAAAGGGCGCCCCAAGCAAAACUCUCACCCAUAAAAACGGAAAAAGAUGACGAAGACAAAGAACCCAUGGACACGGAUGCGAUUCCGGAGCAAGAUGCACCGAUCGAUUAUCACGUACCUAAAAAAUCUCCUCCACCUCCGCCUCCUCCGAGAGUGAUAAAAAAAUACGACAUCAAGAUAUUGAUACCCGUAUUGAAAAAGAUAAUCAUCGAGAAAUACAAGAAAUUGAGUAAAAAUUGCGUCAACGCGGAUUUGAAACUUUCCGAAGAGGAAUUGUUGAGAUUUUUAGAAAGGUUUCACGGUAUACAAAAAUAUUUCGUACCCGUGAACGGUUUAAACAAUCCAUUUUUAGAUCAUAAGAGGCGCCUAACGAAAUCAGGCUAUAGAAAAGAAAUGCUUGGAAAUCCAGCCGCGAAAAUUCCAUCAUUGUUCAACAACGAAAGAUUGAGCAGACAAUAUUUCGAACAGAAAAAUAUUAAGGAGCUACCGUUUUUAAAUCGGAAACCUUCGAGUGGGAUUUUUUACGGUAUGGAAAGGACACAACCGAAUUACAUAUCGGAAAGGGAUAAUUAUUUAACCACGGCCGAGCGUAAAAGGUGCAAUUCGUCUAAUUUUGCCACGGAGACAAGAACUACAACCUCCGCAUUUCCAGUGAGGAGAAACGGUUCGUGCGGAGCUAUAAUGACAGCCGCUGCCGGUCACGGAAGAACGUCCGCUGCCGGAGGUGGAACAUCGGGAAACACGGGAAAUUCGGGAAGCGGUGGCGGUAACGGAGUGAGCUACGGUGGCGGCGGAGGAAAUGAUUCUUCUGGCGGUUUGUCAAGCGGCUCGGGAGGAAGUCUCGGCGGGAGUUUGAAUCCCGGCGGUGGAGGUUUAAAUCCCGGAGGUCCGAAUAAAGGAAAUUACGGUCCUUCGAGUCCGCCGACAGCAUCUCUUCCACCCUUUUACGAAAGUCUUAAAAAUGGAUUUCCAGGACAAUAUUUGGGCAACAGUUUUGCUGUGAACAGUCUAGGCGGUCCGACGUUGCCCAUGGACUGCGACACUGGACAAGAAAUUUUACAAGAAAUGGCUGCGUACGCAUUACCCACGUCUAAUUACGAUAUAGCGGAUAGCAUGAUGAUAGAUUUGGCAACGGGUGCGGUUGUAGAUCCCCUUCAGUUUACGGCCACUCUCACAUUUGCCAGUCCGGCGGAUCACAACGCAUUAUUAGAAACGUUGUCGGAUGCGGCGGAUUUAUUUCUACAACGUUUACCAUCCGACGACGAACUCAAUCAAGUGACCAACAUGGAUGCCAACAAUUUACUAUCUUCCGAACAGGACCUAAUAACGCAACGAUUAGGACUCCUCAACACGGAACUUAAAAUAGAGCCCGAAGAGAUACUCACGCCUAAGAUAAACAACAGCAAACUCGAUAUGAACGCUGUUAAAUUAGCCAGCGAACUCGCAAUACUCAACGAAACCGAUAACAAAUUAAAUUGCAAUUUAAACGACUUAUUAAAAUCGGGAAGGAUGAGCGACAUUAGGCAAAGCUACGGUUCGACGGGAGAAAGUUUGCUCGAAGAUGAUUCUUUGAGUCCCAUGGGUCCAGACAUGAGUCCCAUAGGAUCGAUCGGAUCGAACGGAGAAGUGAACAUGCCCUCUCCGGUUGAGCCCAGCGUGAACCCGUUUCCGGAGCACUGCGGCAAUAGCGUAUUAGGUAUAACGUUGAUCACGUUGAUUGAUGUGGUUUACGACGUUUUCGUUUUUUUAGGUUCCUUGCCAAGAUCAUAUGAUUCUGGUAGAAGUUAUUCAAAUCCUCCUCAGUAUGUAAAAAGCUCAAUUUUCGGGAAUAACGAUGAAUACGAUAGCGAAACUCACAUGCAACAGCUACAAAUACAAGUUCAACUUCAACAUCAGCAACAGCAAAACAACGGUCCCAGCAAUAACACCAACAACAACAGCAGUAAUAUAAAUAAUAAUAGUAGUAGCGGCAACAACAAUAACAACAACAACAACAAUAAUAACAAUAACAAUAACAAUACUUCCGAAUCCGCUCAUUCGUUACUAUCCCCGGGACUAGGUUUCAAUAACGGAAAUUUAGAAAGUCCUCCAAUGUCAAUAACCUCACCUGGAGGUAGCGUAGAUCAUAAUGGUAUCGAAGGUAGCUCCCUUUCAUCUCCCGGAUCGGUAAACGGACGAAGGGAUUCGGCGGGAAGUUGUAGUGAUCCAUCCAACAUUGUACCUCCCGGCCUACAAGUGAGAACGGCUACGAUUCAAUCUAGGCUUGGUCUGACUGGAGAUGUUCAUAUAGAAUUCGUAAAUGGAGGUCACGGUAUAAAAAAUCCUUUGGCUAAUCACGAACACAUACCCGGCCCGGGUCGAGGUCACAUGGACGACAAACAAAAGUCAAAUAAAAUCGCAAUAACGAAAAAAGAAAAUGGAGAAACAAAGUUUUCGUGCAGAGUAUGUUCUAAAUCAUUUUCCCUACAAAGACUGCUUAAUAGACACAUGAAAUGUCAUUCGGAUGUUAAACGCUACCUGUGUACAUUUUGCGGAAAAGGAUUUAACGACACGUUCGAUUUGAAAAGGCACACGCGAACGCACACGGGUGUUCGACCCUACAAGUGCAACCUCUGCGAGAAAAGUUUCACGCAAAGGUGUUCGUUAGAAUCCCACUGUCUUAAAGUUCACGGAGUUCAACAUCAGUACGCUUACAAAGAAAGGAGAACAAAAAUGUACGUUUGCGAAGAAUGCGGACACACGACAAACGAACCGGAAGUACAUUAUUUGCAUUUAAAAGAUCGACAUCCGUACAGUCCGGCAUUGUUAAAAUUUUACGAUAAAAGACAUUUUAAAUUUACAAAUUCAAAUUUUGCUAACAUGCUCCUACAGGUAGGUCCAACCGUGUAA